GCCAUAUUGGGUAAAUAAUUAUGGUGAUACUAUCAUGAAACCGGUGCAUAAAGGUUUGUUGGCGAAUUGUGAGAAGGACAUGUGUACUUGGUUCUUUAAUGGGAGGACUAGCAGAGAGUUCCCAGCAUGGUUCAAUGCGACGCAGGGUUUGAUGUCCGUGGGGCUGGUCCUAGGCCUCCUGGCUCUGCUGGUGGCCACAAUAUCUCUGUGUUGCACGUGCCACAGAUGUAACUCUCAUCAACCCAUCUGUGGAUUUCUCAUUGUCGCAUCUGUGGCUAUAGCGGUAGGCAUCGUGAUAUUCGGGAUCAAGGCGAAGCAGGAUUGGGGCAUAGACUUACAGGUGGAAAAAAUGUCUAGAGGCCGGUUUGGAUGGUCAUUUUGGACAGCCAUAGGGGCUGCGGCAAGCGCCCUGCUGACUUCUACCAUAUACUGUUUUAUGAAAAGAAAGAGCCAAUAAAUGGAGCAUUGCGUGAGAUGAAAGUGAAAUGGAUGUUCCUGCAUUGUACUAGUCCUAGCUUUAUAGACUUUUACUUUCACACGGCUACUGUCGAGUGUAAGAUUGAUGGUGUUGAAAACUCAACACGUUCGUGUCCAAAUUCAGUACACGCUGUUUUAGUAUACAUUUUGUACAAUAAAUUUUGUCGAAUAUUUUUUUACAAAAAUAUAAUUUUAAUACAGACAUUAUUCACUACUAGAUGAAUUUAUGAAAGAUACUUCUUAAACAACUGUUUACCACACUGGGUGGGAAGAUUUGGCGCACCGCAACUCAUUCUGAAAACCACUUUCGCGUGUGUACGAUUGUUUAAGAUGUUAUGUCGUGGUUAUAAAUAGCGACUAAUGAGCUUGUCGAAAGCUAUUAAAGCAAUAAUAUUCACAGCUAUUUUGAAUACUUAAUGCCACAAUUACCUUGUUGAUUUCCCUCUCAUUUAUGAAUC
Molecule: messenger RNA, 935 nt
Organism: Mya arenaria
Lineage: Eukaryota; Metazoa; Mollusca; Bivalvia; Myida; Myidae
Exons: 3
Coding region: 35-457 (140 amino acids)
Cellular component (GO): membrane
Source: RefSeq, a predicted model, not a curated record